AUGGGGGCUGUGCUGGGCGUCUUCUCCCUCGCCAGCUGGGUUCCAUGCCUCUGCAGCGGUGCGUCAUGCUUACUCUGUGGUUGUUGCCCCAGCGCUAAGAAUUCUACUCUGACGCGCCUGGUCUACGCCUUCAUCCUCCUCCUGGGCACGAUCGUGUCCUGUAUCAUGCUGACGGAUGAGAUGGAAACGCAGCUCAAGAAGAUUCCUGGAUUCUGUAGAGGGGGAUUUAAAAUCAAGAUGCCCGAUAACAAGGACGAUUGCGAUGUGCUGGUCCGUUAUAAAGCUGUGUAUCGCAUCAACUUUGCCUUGGCCAUUUUUUUCUUUGCCUUCUUUCUGUUCAUGUUCAACGUGAAAACGAGUAAAGAUCCUAGAGCUGCAAUACACAAUGGGUUUUGGUUCUUCAAAAUCGCUGCAAUUAUUGGCAUCAUGGUUGGAUCUUUCUACAUUCCUGGGGGUCCUUUCACCACAGUCUGGUUUAUCAUUGGCGUGAUUGGGGCCUUCAUCUUCAUCCUUAUCCAGCUGGUGCUGUUGGUGGACAUGGCUCACUCUUUGAAUGAGACCUGGGUCAAUCGAAUGGAAGAAGGAAACCCAAGGUUCUGGUAUGCUGUUUUACUGUCUGUUACGAGCUUUUUUUAUAUCCUGUCCCUCAUCGUUGUCGUGAUAUUCUACAUAUACUUCACCAAGCCGGACGGCUGCACAGAAAAUAAGCUGUUCAUCAGCAUUAAUCUGAUACUGUGCAUUGCGGUUUCUAUCCUAUCAAUUCAUCCAAAAGUUCAGGAACACCAACCUCGUUCUGGCCUCCUGCAGUCUUCCAUCAUCACUAUCUACACCAUGUACCUCACCUGGUCAGCCAUGUCCAAUGAACCUGAUCGCUCCUGCAACCCGGACCUGCUGCACAUCAUUACGCGCAUCGCUGCACCCACUUUGGCUCCUGGGAAUUCCUCUGCUCCGGUGCCAACAGCUGCACCACCAGAAGAGAAUGGGCCUUUGCUGGAUAAAGAGAAUUUCAUUGGGCUGUUCAUCUUUGUUCUCUGCCUUUUAUAUUCAAGCAUUCGGAAUUCCACCAAUAGCCAGGUGAACAAGCUGACCUUGUCCGGGAGUGACAGCGUGAUCCUCAGUGACACAGCUGCGAACGGUGCCGGCGAUGAAGAGGACGGGCAGCUUCGGCGGGCCGUGGACAACGAGAAGGAGGGAGUGCAGUACAACUACUCCUUCUUCCACUUCAUGCUCUGCCUGGCCUCCUUGUACAUCAUGAUGACCCUGACGAGCUGGUACAGCCCUGAUGCGGAGUUCCAGAGCAUGACCAGAAAGUGGCCGGCUGUGUGGGUCAAGAUCUCCUCGAGCUGGGUCUGCCUCGCUCUCUACGUCUGGACCCUUGUGGCUCCGCUCAUCCUCACUGGUCGGGACUUCAGCUGA
Messenger RNA from Elephantulus edwardii (Cape elephant shrew), 1416 nucleotides. RefSeq names its product serine incorporator 3 (gene SERINC3). The transcript has 10 exons. Lineage: Eukaryota; Metazoa; Chordata; Mammalia; Macroscelidea; Macroscelididae. Gene Ontology annotation, cellular component: membrane. Bases 1 to 1416 code for a protein of 471 amino acids. The record is from RefSeq and is a predicted model, not a curated record.